Acinonyx jubatus (cheetah) is the source of this 3342-nucleotide messenger RNA. It is a transcript of the gene FAM227B, whose product is annotated as family with sequence similarity 227 member B. The coding region runs from base 300 to 1496 and encodes 398 amino acids. Lineage: Eukaryota; Metazoa; Chordata; Mammalia; Carnivora; Felidae. The record is from RefSeq and is a predicted model, not a curated record. The transcript is spliced from 14 exons.
AACGGCUGGGGAGGGACGCGGGGCGGGGUUAGAGGGGGAAGUCCCGCCUUAGCCUCUCGGGCUGCGGGCGGUGUAGCCUCUCUGCUAGAGAGACAGGAUCCCAGGGCAGUGAGGCCCGCUUGGUGAGGCUGAGCUUCACACCCUGCCAGCCGAGUUUCCUGCUUAAGUGGCACGCGGUUCUGGAAGUGUACUCUCAAGGUGUAGUUGCAGUGUCUUUCAGACUCCAGUUUGUUCCUCCAGCUCAUGCAGAUGCUUAAGGUCCAGCUGAUUUCUCUUCAUCUCUGCAAAGUUCCUGCACCAUGGCAGACCAACAGUUCCCUCAAUGGAUGGUUAAAGAUCACUGCCGGAAAAUGCAUAAACCUCCAAUGAACAUUGAAGAAUUCUUAAAGUUUCAAAAUUGGGAUUAUUGGCCAAGGGAAAUCUAUUUUGGAGACAAUGAUAAAUGGUUACACACUGUAAAGAAAAUGAAAGAAGAUAGUUCAUUUACGUCAAUUUAUACACAUCUGUGGGGAACUGUCCCUCGAAUACAUGAUGCAAUCAUUACCAUGGAGUCAAGAUUAGGGGAAUGUUCAAUUCUUUUGAAAAACCAUGCCUCUAAAAUAUUUGAUUGGAACAGCAUAAUUUCUGAGACAAGUUCUAAAAGAAAAUUGGAAAGAUACAAGGCAUUUCUAAGGAAGCACCAUAAGAGAAAGAAGAUAAUGCUUUCAGAUGAAAUGGAGACGAAGAAGACCGUAGAGGGUUGCAGCUUCUCAGGAUUCAAAACAAAUGAGCUUACUCAACUACCCAGACAUUUGGAUGCUGAACAAAUUUAUCUUUUUAUUUUAAAAACCCAGAAGUUUGAUGAAAAAGUUUUUAAAAUCUGGAAGACCCAUUUUCUCUCAGAAGCUUCUAUUGCUCUUUUACAUGAUUCAUUUUGGUGGUGGUUUCUGCAUAAAUUUAAGCCUGACAGAGAAAAUGAAGAUUCCUUGUUUGAUAGAAUUUCAGAAAGUUAUGUGGUGCUUUUCAUGAGCAUCCCUGCAAGUCGAAAGGAUACAUUCCUUCAGGUGUAUCCUGAUUGUUUGGCACAAGCUAUCUAUGCAACAUUCCAGGAAGCAUUUCCAGAAUCCAGUAAUAUUUUUAAUGAUGAAUUUAAAGAAGAUCUAGGAAAUAAUAUUUUUCUUUGGCUGUCAGGUUUAAAACCUCCAAAAGGCUUUUGGACCCACUGGAAACUCAAAAAACUCUCCACAACAACCAUACAUGGUACUAAGAAAGCACCUUCAAAAUCUGUAAAGGACAGAAUUGAAAGGAGUCAAGAACGCAUAACGGCUGCGAUAGACUUCAAUAUGAUGAAAAUUUUAAAGAACCCAAGAGCAUACACAAUGCCCACAUUCAAGGAAGAAUCAAGUGUAUCAAGUCUAACAACAAAGUCCCAUUACAGUAGCACUGGUCCAGAGUUUAACCGUGUACUGUUCAAUUUUGGAGAUACCUCAGCUGAGAUGCAAUGCUCAGGAAGUUAAGGUCAUAAAGUUAAGUACCUAUGUGGUCCUGCCUCCGGAGACCAAAUCCACUGGACUGCUCCUAACAUUCUCAUACCAGACAAAUAAGAUUAAAAUGAGCAUCAAGGACAGCCUUGAAAGAGACCAUAAAUAAUGCAGUCAGAGAAAGACAGAGGUAAUACUGAAGAGUGCUUCAGGAGGAGGAGCGGAGGCCAUACAAGGACAGUCUCAUGCCCUGUGUCUUGGCAAUCACAGAGGUUUAAAGAGCUCCUGGUUUAUCAGUGAGGCUAAGGUCUUCUCUUAACACAAGCCGAGAGCUGCCUCCUGGAGUCAUUCGCCAAUUGCUGUUUCAGAAGGGAAGUGCCUGCUUUGUUAGGCACGAAUGUGGGUUUAAGACCAGGGUUAGGAGCACAACCACAGGCCGUACCAGAAACAGGUGGGACAAGAGCCCCGGGCUUUUUAACAGCACAUUUACACCUUCUACUUACCAUCUUUCUUCUCUGUAAUAACUAAGGCAACCAACAUAUACUGCCAUGCACCUCUGGAGCCUUUCAGAAGUCAAGAAACCUUGAGGUUCUUGGUAUAUGUAGAAAUGAAGAAAUGCUUAAAUAGGUUAAAAUUUUUGAUACAUUUUAAAUAUUUAAUUUAACAAAUUGCUGCUUUUAAUGUACAGACACAUGCAUGUGUGCAUGCACAGGCACACACACAAAACACCACAAAAAAAGGUAAUUACAGAAUUUAAGAAAUUAUUAAGUCUGAGUGCACUGUGGGUGGUGUAGUUCAAAUUAUGGGACACAGUUUAACGUGGUCUAAUGGAUCCUCCUUCUUUCUGUCUUCUCAGUUUAAAUCUGGACGUAAUAUUCAUGUCCACACUUGAGACCCUUCAAGAAUGGGAAGCCCGGGCGAGAUGGCCCUCUUGGUCCCCCCCAGUAACGGAUACUGUCCUACUCUCCCAAAUGUUCCUAAUUACAAAUCUUUCCUUAACCAUAAGCCAAUCACACCACCUGCUCCAACUUACCGUGAUAUCAUAAAAGAAGCAAAAAGACAGUUUGCAAAGAAUCAAAAGGAUUUUAGAAUGUAAGUUGAUGCCAAACUGUUGUUAAAUGUAAAAUCAUAAGUGCUGUGAGCUGGAAGUAAUCAUAGAAAUCAUCUGCAUUAAGCUCCUUAUUUUACCGGUGAGGAGAGUCACUUCUGAGUGUCUUAAGAGAUUUGGAGAUUCUUUUCUAGUAAGUGUCAAGGGUAUACAUUAGAGCUGUGGAGCCAUGGCAAGUAUCAGGGGGUUGAAGGAAGGAAGGAAGCUUUGCUGUACUGUGGUUGGAGGGAUGCACCCCAGCAUGGAGAGACCAGGAGAGAGCUCCAGGGAACAGAGACUGGAGUACUGUUGAUUUACAAAGAUGAGCCCUGGGAACACAGAAAGGUUGUUUGCAGGAUGAGCUCCCUGGAGCAGGGGUGGCAGUUGGAGCAGUAUUGAGGAAUCGAAUACAACAAAGAGAGAUAAAUGGAAGAGCAGCCAGGUAGGUCUUAUCCAGCGAGCAGGACAAAAGUUUGUAGAAAAUCUGCUUUCUGAGGGGCGCCAUUUCCCUCCCACCUCCCCCAGCCCUCCAACCCCCACCACAUAUACACCCGCGCACACAGGCAUUGACACUUUGUAAGAGGGCCCCUGCUGAAGCAGCAAGGUGGAGUCCAGACCUUACUCAGGUGUCAUGGGUUAUGCGUUUGGUAUGUAUAUAUAGGAGGGGCUGGGCUGGAGUCGUCCUCCCACCGCGUAGUGCGUAGGGAGGGGAUGUUGAAGAAUUAGUCUGUGAAGGGCUUUUGCUCACAUGUAGAAGUCAGCAAAUUGCUGAUUUUUUCUUUCCCAAAUAGAAAU